UUAAGCCAUGAUUAUAUUGAUUAUUUAUGUACGUCACUAAUAAUUAUUUCCAAAUCAAUUCAUCCAAUGCAAUUAAUUAAUUGACAAGAUGAAAUCGUGGGGAGUGAUAGUGUUUUUGGUGGCUGUUGCCGGAAUACAGGUAUUCGCGGAGGAGCUAGCGUUUCCCGAAAAUGCAAGAAGCCCCUCCGGUGCCCGUAUUGUGUCCGGCUGGGAAGCCGCAGAGGGCCAGAUCCCAUGGCAGCUGUCCUUGCGCAUGGUGAACCCGACGGGAGCUGUGUCUUCAUGCGGUGGCUCCAUCAUCCACCCUGAGUGGGGUGUAACUGCCGCUCACUGCACUGCUACCCGCGUCACCAUGGUGCUCCGCGCCGGCGCCGUCAGCCUGUGGCGUCCCGAGCUCAUCUUCGAGACCUUCGAGUACUUUAACCACCCGUUGUACAUCGAUGCCCUGCAGUCCAUCGUGCAGCCUCAUGACAUCUCUAUUCUGAAGUUCCAACGUACCAUCACCUUCUCUGACCGUGUGCAACCCAUCCGUGUUCAGAACUCUCUUGAUAAGAACCGCAACUACGAUGGCGUCAGGCUUGAAGCUUCUGGCUGGGGUCGCACUUGGACCAACGGAGCUACUCCCGAGAACCUGCAGUGGGUGUACCUGACCGGAGACUCGAACCAACACUGCUGGUCUGCCUUCAGCGGGAGCUCCAUCGUCGUAGACUCCACCAUCUGCGCCAGUGCCUACAAUGUCACCAGUCAAUCUACUUGUCAGGGUGACAGUGGCGGCCCUCUCGUCGAGUUGGAAGAAGACGGCAAAUACACGCUGGUAGGAGUCACUUCCUUCGUCUCAGCCCUAGGAUGCCAUGCUGACAUGCCUGCCGGUUUCAUUCGUCCCGGGCACUACCACGAUUGGAUUACCGACGUGACCGGUAUCAAUUUCGACUGGGUCCCUGAACCGCCCACUGACUCCAGCGAGUCUAAAUCUAGCGAGUCUAGCUCCAGCGAGUCUAAAUCCAGUGAAUCCAGCUCUAGCGAGUCCAGCUCCAGCGAGUCCAAAUCCAGUGAAUCCAGCUCUAGCGAGUCCAGCGAAGAAAAAUCUGAAUCGAAGGAGUCUUCAGAAUCUAAGGAAACCUCUGAGGCAGAAACCGAGGAAACAACUGAAGCCGAAUCCAAGGAGACAUCUGAAGCCGCAUCCCAGGAAACAGUAGAGACGGAAUCUAAGGAAACCGCUGAGUCCAAAUCUAGCGAGUCCAGCUCCAGCGAGUCUAAAUCCAGCGAGUCCAAAUCCAGUGAAUCCAGCUCUAGCGAGUCCAGCGAAGAAAAAUCUGAAUCGAAGGAGUCUGCUCAAUCUGAGGAAACCUCUGAGGCAGAAUCCGAGGAAACAAUUGAAGCCGAAUCCAAGGAGACAUCUGAGGCCGCAUCCCAGGAAACAGUAGAGACGGAAUCUAAGGAAACCGCUGAGUCCAAAUCUAGCGAGUCCAGCUCCAGCGAGUCUAAAUCCAGCGAAUCCAAAUCCAGUGAAUCCAGCUCUAGCGAGUCCAGCGAAGAAAAAUCUGAGGCCGCAUCCCAGGAAACAGUAGAAACGGAAUCUAAGGAAACCGCUGAGGCAGAAUCCGAGGAAACCAGUGAAGCCGAAUCCAAGGAGACAUCUGAGACCGCAUCCCAGGAAACAGUAGAGACGGAAUCUAAGGAAACCGCUGAGUCCAAAUCUAGCGAGUCCAGCUCCAGCGAGUCUAAAUCAAGCGAGUCUAAAUCCAGUGAAUCCAAAUCUAGCGAGUCCAGCUCCAGCGAGUCUUCUGAAUCUAAGGAAACCUCGGAGGCAGAAUCCGAGGAAACCACUGAGGAAGAACAGUCUCGCCUUUUCUGGUCAGUUUUCCGCGGUGCCUCACUGCGUCUCUUUGGCAAAUAUUAA
Cydia strobilella is the source of this 1900-nucleotide messenger RNA. RefSeq lists its product as uncharacterized. Lineage: Eukaryota; Metazoa; Arthropoda; Insecta; Lepidoptera; Tortricidae. Gene Ontology annotation, biological process: proteolysis. The transcript has 8 exons. Bases 89 to 1900 code for a protein of 603 amino acids. The record is from RefSeq and is a predicted model, not a curated record. Gene Ontology annotation, molecular function: serine-type endopeptidase activity.